Cladophialophora bantiana CBS 173.52 is the source of this 492-nucleotide messenger RNA. Its product is annotated as cyclin-dependent kinase regulatory subunit. The record is from RefSeq and is a predicted model, not a curated record. The transcript is spliced from 4 exons. Gene Ontology annotation, cellular component: SCF ubiquitin ligase complex; cyclin-dependent protein kinase holoenzyme complex. Gene Ontology annotation, biological process: regulation of mitotic cell cycle. NCBI's taxonomy places the organism in Eukaryota, Fungi, Ascomycota, Eurotiomycetes, Chaetothyriales, Herpotrichiellaceae. Gene Ontology annotation, molecular function: histone binding; cyclin-dependent protein serine/threonine kinase activator activity; protein kinase binding. Bases 1 to 492 code for a protein of 163 amino acids.
AUGACCGACAUCGAUGUGACUAGGCGGAACAAGAAGCCCAGGUUAUUGCUUGAGUCCGAAAGAGCGCGCCUGGAGGAAUUCAUUGACAGUAUUGGAUACUCGGCGAGAUACUCUGACAGCGAAUUCGAAUACCGUCAUGUGCAACUGCCGAAGGCCAUGUUGAAGGUCAUCCCGAGAGACUACUUUGAUGACUCGAAGGGCACUUUGAAAUUGCUAUGGGAAGAAGAAUGGAGAGGAUUGGGUAUUACACAGAGUCUAGGAUGGGAGCACUAUGAAGUCCACGAGCCAGAACCGCAUAUCCUCCUGUUCAACCUCCUACUCAUUGAUCUUGGAACAAUUUCACCCGAAUCACUUCUCCGACUAGCGCAGCAUUGGGAGGGCGUUUUCUCCGGAAACACAGGAACCGGGUUCAAAUGUGCAUUCAGCGAGCGUGCUUACUACCAGUUUGUGUAUGUCUUGAUGAAUGGAUCCCGCGACGGCCAAAGAAUUUAA